UGGCAACCAACGGUGGCGGCCGUCAGAUUUGACAGAAGAAAUAGCUUACUGCCAGCGUGAUAUCACACAGGCUUCUUCAACACAGAGAUGGCAGUGAAUGUGUACUCCACGUCUGUUACUAUUGAAAACCUAAGCCGACAUGACAUGCUGGCAUGGGUUAACGACUCCCUACAACUCACCUACACUAAAAUAGAACAGCUGUGUUCAGGGGCAGCAUAUUGUCAGUUUAUGGACAUGUUGUUUCCGGGCUGUAUCCUGUUGAAGAAGGUUAAAUUCCAAGCAAAACUGGAGCACGAGUAUAUACAUAACUUCAAAGUCCUCCAGGCAGCUUUCAAAAGGAUGAGUGUUGACAAAAUAAUCCCUGUGGAGAAACUUGUCAAAGGAAAGUUCCAGGACAACUUUGAAUUUGUCCAGUGGUUUAAGAAAUUCUUUGAUGCCAACUACGAUGGAAAGGAAUACGACCCUGUGCAAGCCAGACAGGGCCAGGAUGUGGCUCCUCCCCCCAAUCCAGGUGAACAUAUUUCCCACAAACCCAAGAGAACUUGUGGCCCCUCAGGACCACAGAGAACAUCUCCAACAGUGCCCAAAAAUAUGCCCACGCCACAGAGGGUGACGACCACCACUAUAAGGAAGAACCCCGCCCUGGCACGGAAUGGGGGCAGUGAUGCGGAGAUCAUGGAGCUUAAUCAGCAGUUAAUGGAGCUAAAACUGACUGUGGAUGGGCUGGAGAAGGAGAGAGAUUUCUAUUUCAGCAAACUACGAGACAUCGAACUAAUUUGCCAAGAACACGAGAGCGAGAACAACCCCAUCAUCACCAGGAUAGUUGACAUACUCUAUGCUACAGAGGAUGGCUUUGCACCACCUGAGGAUGAUGACAUUGAGGAGCAGGCUCACUUGGACCAGGAUGAAUACUGA
Messenger RNA from Chanos chanos (milkfish), 915 nucleotides. It is a transcript of the gene mapre3a, whose product is annotated as microtubule-associated protein, RP/EB family, member 3a. The transcript has 7 exons. Lineage: Eukaryota; Metazoa; Chordata; Actinopteri; Gonorynchiformes; Chanidae. Gene Ontology annotation, molecular function: microtubule binding. The coding region runs from base 88 to 915 and encodes 275 amino acids. The record is from RefSeq and is a predicted model, not a curated record.